CAUCUUUGCAUAUGCAAGUGUGGUUUUCGGCCAUAAUUUUCUAGUGAGAGAAAAUUUCUUUUGUGUUCCAUUAAUAUCAUUUUGUGUAUAAAAAAUAUCUAUAAUAUUUUCUAAAUAUUAUUAGAAAUAUUUUCUAUAAGAAAUAUACAAGAUUAUUAUUAUCCCAAAUUUUAAUCUUUAUAUUUUAUACUACUAUAAUCUUUACUAGCAUAAAGAUUGUGGUAGACUCCGGCGUUGUUCGUGUGUCAAAGUUGGAGACCGGACGCUUGAACGGUUACGUUUGCACUUUCAACGCUCUUUCUACGACUUCUUCGUUUUUAUCGCUUACGGAGAAAGGUAUAAAUUUCUUACUCACUAUAAGUUUUAGUACGUGAUUCUGGGCAAGAUAAUCAUUUUAUUUGAUUAUAAUACGGCCUGCGUGUCGUGCCUUAUCUCUUAAACUCUUGUUGUAAAUCUAUUUCUCUCUCUUACCUCAACCGAGGAUUCUUUUCUCACGUGGUGGUUUGAAGAUGAAAGGAUUUGAAGACCGUUUGGAGAAAUCUAAAAGAAUGGAGAUAGCCCGAAGUCCAAGUGCCCGAAAGCCAGUGGGAGCUAUCGUUUUAUUUUUCUUUUAGGGGUCACAAUCAUUACACGUUUAUUUACUGCGUUUUGUGAAUGCAUGUUGAAUGUAUGUUGAACACUAGUAAUGGACAUGUGCGCGGCCAUGUCGAUAAGUGAGAUCAAAAUUAUAAAUCCCUCACGAAUAUUAAGUCUAUUGCCUUCUGACGCCCGGCACCUAUCCGGCUAAUGUGCACUGUCAUGUACUCAGCCUCAGCAGAGCAUAGUACGGUGUAUGUUAAGCUGGUUACGGGAACCGCCAUAGCGUGGUCGCUGUCGCACGUUGGGUUAGACUUAAUUGAGUCUCGGUCAAAUGGAUGGACGACUCAGAGGCAGUAAGUUGGGGUCAUCAAUGACAAGUCGGAUGAUUCUACUCACUCAUCCAGCCAGGAGUUGGAUCUUUAUGAUUUAAUUGGAACUCUGUUCCUAACCAAAGUAGUCUGCUUGUAAGACGUGCCUCAGCCAAUUACAAGCAUGGUGAAAAGGUGUCCUGGUCCGGUUGUAGUAAUAUUGUUCGCCCAACACCAGAUCAAGAGCUGAGAGCCCGGCUCAUCAGUUGGAACUAUGUUCCUACCUAAAUAGUUGUCUUGUGGAGUAACGCCCAAGCGGAACGCAAGAUAAUGAAAUAUGGAUCUUGGCCCACUAGAGGUUUCGCCGGAAAUCUCCGAAUCAAUAUCGAGGGUUAUUGAUUUGUUAAAAAUAGUGGGAGAUAAUUAAUUAAAGGCCUAAUUAAUUAUUAAACAUGAUAGAUAACCUAGUUUGCAAAAUUUUCUGUAGAUGGCAAACAACAACAACCCUUUCAACCUGCGUUACAUCCUGGAAAACAACAAAUCAAGAAAGUUAAUAGGUCUGAAUCAAAGUACAUAUAUAGAUAAAAUCCUUGAUCGAUUUAGCAUGUCUAACUCAAAGAAAGGAUCUUUACCUAUGACACCUGGCACGGUUCUUUCCAAGAGCCAGAGUCCUUCUACUCCCGAGCAGAAGGAACUCAUGAUGAAGGUUCCAUACGCUUCUGCGAUUGGAUCCAUCAUGUACGCCAUGAUAUGUACUAGACCUGAUGUCUCAUUCGCUUUAAGCGUGACCAGCAGAUACCAGGGAAGUCCAGGAGAAGCACACUGGACAGCGGUCAAGAACAUCCUCAAGUAUCUUCGCAAUACUAAGGAUGCAUUCCUGGUAUACGGUGGUGAGGAAGAGCUAAAGGUGGUCGGUUACACUGAUGCUAGCUUCCAAACCGACAGAGACGAUUCAAAAUCACAAGCAGGAUAUUUGUUUUGCCUGAAUGGCGGAGCUUUUAGCUGGAAGAGCUUCAAGGAGGAUACAACCGCCGAUUCGACUACAGAGGCUGAGUACAUAGUUGCUGCCGAGGCAGCUAAAGAAGCUGUUUGGAUCAAGAAGUUCAUUACUGAACUUGGAGUGGUUCCUAGUAUUAAUGACCCUAUCUCGUUGUUUUGCGACAACACUGGGGCCAUUGCACAGGCAAAGGAACCGCGAUCUCACCAAAAAACCAAACAUAUUGUACGACGCUAUCACAUCAUACGAGAAAUCGUAGACAGAGGAGAUGUGAUGAUUUGCAAAGUAGAUACUGACGACAACAUAGCCGAUCCCCUGACCAAGCCUUUAGGAAAGCUAAAGCAUGAGGGUCACACUAGGUCCAUGGGCAUUAGACCGAUGCCAGAUUGGCCAUAGUGCAAGUGGGAGAUUGUUGGAGUUGUGCCCUGAUGGCCAACUGUUUAUCGUUAUCCUAUCAUGUAUAGGCAGAUAUAAUAUGUUUACACAUCUCAUGCUAAUGUAAACAAAUAUUAUAUUCCUAGAUUUAUAUUUAAAAGAUGUUUAUCAGAUAGUGUUCUUCUGCUGAUGAGACUAAUAUCUUGAAAUAAAUAUUUAUCUAAAUG
Messenger RNA from Cuscuta campestris, 2486 nucleotides. The record is from the annotation of a GenBank genome assembly. Lineage: Eukaryota; Viridiplantae; Streptophyta; Magnoliopsida; Solanales; Convolvulaceae.